ACUAAUGUCAUUGUUAAACCUAGCUAAGAAUUUCAUCGGUAUGGGCAAUAUUGGAGGUAGAGUGAGGUCAAGAUUUAUUCAAGAGGCCCAUGCAAGUGAUAAGGUGAAGGACAAGGCCAAGGAAAUGGCAGCGAAGGCGAAAAACUCAUGCGACUCGGCCAAAGAGAAAGCUCAAAAGCCUAAAGACAGUGUGGCGGAUGAUUCAAAGGAAGCUAUCAUUAAAGAAAAUGCAGAGAAGAUCAAGCAGAGCAUGAAUAAAAAGGACUGGUGAUGAUUAAAUAAAUUAGCCAUAAGG
Molecule: messenger RNA, 295 nt
Organism: Hibiscus syriacus
Lineage: Eukaryota; Viridiplantae; Streptophyta; Magnoliopsida; Malvales; Malvaceae
Exons: 3
Coding region: 5-271 (88 amino acids)
Source: RefSeq, a predicted model, not a curated record